CCCGCGCCGAGUUCAUUUGGAAGCGGCGCCGAGCAUGGCGACGGCCAACGAAUUCUUUGCGCGGUCGCUCGUGGCGUAUGGAUCCAGCUGGAUGGAAACGAUCACGAGCAUGCAUGUGCUCGUCGUCGGACUCCGAAGCGUCGGCGUCGAGCUCGUCAAGAACCUCAUGUUACAUGGCAUCCGCGACCUCACGCUCUACGACGACGCACUCGUUACGGACGACGACCUACCCACGAGCACGUGGUAUGGGCCACGGAGCAUUGGGCAGAAGAGGUCGGUGGUCAUCAAGGAGGCUGCGAGCGCCAAGAGCCCGUAUACAACGCUACGGACGCUCUCGGGUGUCUUGACGCCAGACCUUCUCCUCCACUACCACCUCGUCCUCUUCGCGAGCGGAGGACUCUUGCGCGAGGAGAUUGUCGGUCUCAACGAAUUUUGUCGCGCUCAAGUCCCUCCCAUUGGAACGAUCGUCGUUGAGAGCCGAGGCGUCCUUGCAUCCCUCUUUGUCGACUUUGGACCGUCCCACGAAGCGUGGGAAGACGACAGCUUGGAGUUUACUGUGGCUUCUCUGGACACCAGCACGGGCCUCGUGGUCGUGCGGGAGGACGUCGUCGAGCAGCGAUUGCAAAUGGGCGACGUUGUCGCGUUCUCCUUUUGCACACAAGACACAAGCUCUUUACCGUGGCCGCACGCGGAACAGUGCUGCAUCAUACGCCUCGCAUCACCAUCCACCUUCUACAUGGACGCUGGGCGCGGCCGACCAAUCGGAGAUUUGACGACGCUGCCUCGGCUCAAGCUUCGGCGCGUCCGUGGCCUGCGUCAACUAGCACACAAAAGCUACCGCGAAUCGAUUCUCCACCCAACGCUGGUCGAGUGCCCGUGCUUUCUGAGCUCCAAAGACACUGAUCGGAGCAUGCUGUUGCACUGCGUACUGCACGGCCUGUACACCUAUGCGCACGUCCAUGGCCAGUGGCCCGAAGCCAACAACGUGCAGCACGCCAACGAAGUGUUGAAAUGUACAAGGACCUUUAUCGCGGCGAGCGAGAAAGGACAGUGUGCAAUUCCCACGGCCCCACCGAGCGAUGCUAGCAUCUUAGAGCUAGCGCGUUGUGCGAGCACCGAGCUUGUACCGCUCAGCGCGACCGUCGCUGGCUUGGCGGCGCGCGAAGCCAUCAAGUUUGUCGGCCUUGGGCUUCCGUUGACCCAAGUGUGGUACUGGGAUGCCACGAAUGCGUUGCCACACCGCGCCGAGCUCGCCAAAGAGACCAUGUUCCUUGACCAUUACCGCCACCACGAGUUUCACGUCCGCGCCCUCUACGGACAAACCGCCUUGGCAAAGCUACAGAGCGCACGCAUUGCUCUCGUUGGCUGCGGCGCCCUGGGCUCCGAGAUCGCAAAGAACCUAUCUUUACUUGGUGUUGGUGGCACCAACUUGGCCAAGUGCACCCUUGUUGACGGUGCCCUCGUUCAGGUUAUCGACCUUGCAAGCCACGCGACUUUUGCGAGCAAGGACGUCGGUUCAAAGAAAGCGGUCUGUGUCAAGUCGGCGCUUGCGAAUGACUGCAAAGUUCUUACGAUCCAUCUCGACCCUGCUCAUCUCGACACUGCCUUUGAUGAAGCGUUUUGGACGUCUUUUGACGUGCUAGUGUGCACCGCAUCGAGUGCUCUGUUGGCAAAGUACCUCGACGAGCAGAGCUUCGUGUACAAGAAGCCAUUUCUUCUUGCAACGGCCGAUGCGUGGCGAGGCAGCCUCAUGGCGUAUGUUCCCGAGGUCACGGAGCGCUGGAUUGCCCGUGAAGUGGAUGCGACCUUGCCUUUGCACGUGCUCGACCAAGUGGCUGCCCAGCGAUCUCGCUUCCAGAAUGCGUCGAUCGAGAACAACGCGGGGCUCCAGCACGCACGCGCGUUCGAGGUUCAGCGCAUCGCAUUCUUUGCCCAAAGCGUUCUCACGCGCCACUUUGGGUCCCAUCUGGUCCAUGUGCAAACCUACUGUCGCGACCGUGCCCAGAACAAGCCACUGCGAUACAACCCCGACUGGCUGCAAACUACACUGGCCACGUUUGGUCGCCUCCAGUGCCUCGGGUUGACACCAAAUUCGUGUCUGGAUCAGGCCUUUGGGCUUUUGCAGGCGCUGUUUGCGGAAACCAGCAUCGUCUUUGAUGUAUCCCAGACAACCCACCUUGCGUUGCUGCAUGUGACCGCUGUCCUCUUGGCACGCAACGUUCAACUGGCUCUUUCGCUGAAUGAGAUCGCAGCAGCGUCGUGGGCACCACCGGCAAUGGCCUACAAGAAUGACGAAGGGAGUGAAGCCAAGCACCCGUCUCUGAGCGACGUACAGGCCAUGCUGGGCCGGUUGGUCAUCACUCCAUUCAAUGCGACGGACGACGCAAAUCUUCAUGUUGUCUUUGUGCAGCGCUGGUGCAACGCGAUGGCGGCCACGUACGACGUUGCAGCGAUCGACUUUUACACGUGCAAAGGACUGUGCGGCGUCUCGCCCCACGUCGUCUCGACUGCGUCCGUGGUCGCCGGGAUCGUAACCCUGGAGCUCGUCAAGCUGGUGCUGCAAAAGGCCAACGCAGUUCGCGAAGUUACCUAUGCUCCCCACACGUCCAUACUUCGUUUUGAGCGUCCUGCGGCACCGCUCCAGCUCUCGUCGAUCGCCCUCGAGCCGACGCGGGGCGUUGCGCUCCGCAUGUGUCCCGAACAGAUGACCUUGUGGCGCCAAUUGGUGAUCCCAUGCACGCUAACCCCCCGGCUGCUAACCGUGGAAGACAUUGAGCGCUACCUCCAGGCAAAAUACGAGGUGCAUGUCGAGUGCAUUGUAUGGCAGCAAACGACGCUGUACCGCAGCACCGAUGCUUGCAAGCGAACGCAAAGCUUGUUUGACCUCUGGCGCCUCGCGACCGGCUUGGCGCUUCGCGAGACUUUUCUCAUGCUCGAGAUGCGUUGCUCGGACGCAGACGGCGACGUCGUGUUGCCGCCGACCAAGCUCGUUCGGCCGCAUGGGCUUUAGCUUGAGCUCUGGGUGCGAGACGAGCAGCAUCCGAUGGCAAGGCAGAGGUACGCCACUUGGAGCGCCGCCCAGAGCUCCAAGACGAUGCCAGCAAGGUCGCGGAGCACGAGCCGCAAUAGCUCGUCGGACGUGAUCGGAAUCGGCGUGCAGAGCUGGCCUUUCGCCGCGCACUCUGCAAUCGAGAGGUAGUGCACUUCGGAGAUGGUAUCGAACACGACCAGCGACAGCAUCGCCACCAAAAAGAGGUGGCGCACGCUCGGG
Molecule: messenger RNA, 3271 nt
Organism: Saprolegnia diclina VS20
Lineage: Eukaryota; Oomycota; Saprolegniomycetes; Saprolegniales; Saprolegniaceae
Exons: 22
Coding region: 35-3010 (991 amino acids)
Biological process (GO): ubiquitin-dependent protein catabolic process; DNA damage response; protein ubiquitination
Cellular component (GO): cytoplasm; nucleus
Molecular function (GO): ubiquitin activating enzyme activity
Source: RefSeq, a predicted model, not a curated record